GAGGACCUCCAGCCCCUGUCCAUCUGCCCUGGCCUUGUCCAGUGGCUGUGUCCAUGGUGCUGAAGGCAGCAUCCAAAGCAGCUGGAUCCCAGGAGCACUGGGACAGCAGGGCUGGAAAGGACCCACUGGAGAUUUAUUAGGAUCAUGGUGUUUGAAGGGAUCUCCCAGGAUUGUGGGAACAGUGGCGCUUGAAGGGGUCCAGCAGGGAUCUCCCAGCAUCGUGGGGACUGCUGGGCUGGAAGGAAUAUCACAGGGAUCCACAGGAUCAUGGAGACAAUGAGGGUGGAAGGUAUAUCCCAUAUCCUAGGAAUCUACGGGGAUCAUGAGAACUGACAGGCUGAAAGGGAUAUCACAGGGAUCUACCAGGAUCAUGGGGACAGAGGAGUUGGAAGAAACGCACCAGGGAUCUCCCAGGAUCAUGAUGACCAUGAGGCUGGAGGGGGUAUCACAGGGAUCUACGAGGAUCACGGUGACAGGGGCCAGAAGAGAUCUACCAGGGACCCACAGGAUCAUGGGGACAGUGGAGCUGGAAGGGAUCUCCCCGUCACGGGUGAUUUCCCCACACACUCAGACCAGGUCAUGGCAUGCCCAGGCUCCACAGGGGCUCACGUGCGUGGUGCUCUUGUCUGUGGCCACCAAAGAGCAACAGGGCUUGGCCAUGAGCUGAGAGCCUGGAUGCCUGUUUCUUUUGCCCCCUAAGCAAAGCCACAGUGCAUGUGGUUAGCAAGGUGGUUUCCUCUGCGCUCCAGAGUUCUUGCCACUCCCUGCCCACUUCCUGCCCCAGAAGCAUCUCCCCACCAAUAAGGACCUCCUCUCCUCUCCCCUCCCCAACUUGGUUCAUGACAGGAAACUAGGCCACCUCCAACCUCUCCCCUUUCCCCCUCCCACUACCCUCAGGGUUAUAAAAGUCCCUGGUCCCUAUGCACCACUCAGGUCCACCCAGCUUGGGGUAGCUUAGGCCAGAGGCCAGAAGGUCCUUUUGCAUCCUUGUCUUCCUCACGUUUCCGGCAGCUCUAUGGUGUAGGUGAGCAAGUGUCAGCUUCUGGGUGGGGUUUGGGAGACUUUUGCAGUGGGAGCAGAUGAAACUAGGAUGGAGUAUUGGUGGAUGAAUGGACUGUGGGUGGGUCAAGGUUGGAUGGAUGGAUGGAUGGAUGGAUGGAUGGAAAGUCUGAGGAUAGAUGGGUAGGUGGGUGUAUAUGGGGAUGGAUGAAGUGUGGGGUUGGUGGAUGGAUGGAGGGGAGUAUCUGGGGAUGGAUGGUGGGUAGAUGGAUGGAGGAAAUGUGGAAAGGGAUGGGUAGAUAGACAGGUACUUGGCUGUAUAUGGCUAAAUGUGGUAUUUAGGGAUGAGGUUAUAGAUAGAGAGGAUGUGCAAGUGGAUGGGUAGAUUGAUAUACGUGUAUAUGAGGAUGGGUAGAUGGAUGGAGAGAUGGAUGGGGUAUGGGGGCAUGGAUGGAUGGAGGGUAUGAGUGGGAAGGAAUGCAGAGAUAGAAAGGUAUGUGGGUGUAUAUGGGGAUAGAUAGAUGGAGAAACUAUAUAGGGAUGGAUAGGUAGAGGGGCAGCAGCAUUAAAAAUGGACCCACCUGAAGGAAUAGGAAGGGCUGCCCUGCAGAGGGACACCAAAGAGACAGAGCACGAAGAGACAGAGUUUGCCCCAGUAGGGAUACCGUUUGCCCUGGUGGCGACUGAAGCCGCUUUGAAGGUAACUCUCUUGGAAGUGGGAAGGGUGAUGUAACCCCAGCAGGGUUAGAAUGAGAGACAGUAGCAACAGGCCAAGAAGAGCCCUGGCCUGGGAUUGGCUGAGAGGCUUGGUUAAAAGAGGGGAGCAGUUUUCCCGGGAAGAGAACGAAGGAGAGAGGGGCGGUGAGAGACAGGCUGGAGACCAGGGAAAGGAUCUCCCCACGGCCAUCCCUCCGAGAGCUCCUGGCAGAGUCCUGCAGAAGUAGCAGCAAGAAGCAUUGGAGAAGAGCGCUGCACUGUGUCCUGUUCUCCCUCCCUUCUCCUCGGAGCCGCACCGGGGCAGGACAAGAGAGGAGCUGCCUGUGAGGAGACUCCAAGCCUGGGAAAACCCUCCUGCAAGCCCCUGUGUGGCUGGGUGAGGACAGAGCCAGGGACAGCUCCCACCGGCAUGGAGACCUCAAGCCCUACAAGCUCCCCAGGCACUGGCAACCAUGACAAGCUUACGAGGGGCAUUCAUAUCUUCAGCAUGAUCAUCUACAGCAUUGCCUUCCUGCUGGGUGUGACGGGAAAUGGGCUGGUGAUUUGGGUCACAGGCUUCCACAUGAAGCGAACAGUCAACACUGUGUGGUUCCUCAACUUGGCCAUCGCGGAUUUUAUCUUCACCUUCUUCCUCCCCUUGAACAUCACCAGCAUAGCUAUGAACUUCCACUGGCCAUUUGGGAGAGCCCUCUGCAAACUCAACGGGGGAUUGGCUUCCCUCAACCUUUAUGCCAGUGUCUUCUUCCUCACGGUCAUCAGCCUGGACCGUUGUGUCUGCGUGGUGUCUCCUGUGUGGACACAGAACCAUCGUCAGCCCCGCCUAGCCUCACUUGUGGCCUUGGGCAUCUGGAUCCUGUCCUUGAUCCUUUGCAUUCCCUACUGGUACUUCCGGGAGAUAGAUCACGAUGACUCCAAGAAUGUCACCUACUGCUAUAAGGAGUUUGACACAACUGGUGAGGAGGCCACGGAGGAGGAGUGGAAGUGGGUGAGCACCUCCAACAGCCGAGCCACAGUCAUCAGCCGCUUCAUCUUUAGCUUCAUCAUCCCCUUCUACAUCAUUGUCAUCUGCUACGGGGUCAUUGUGGUCAAGCUCCUCACCAGCCAACUGGCACUCUCCAGCAAGCCCUUCAAGAUCAUUGCUGUGGUGAUCGUGGUCUUCUUCCUCUGCUGGUUCCCCUUACAUGUCUUCUCCUUCCUUGAGAUGGAUGACCUGCCUAAGUUUAGGACAGCCGUCCACAUCGGCAUGCCAUUGGUUUCCAGCCUGGCCUUCGUCAACAGCUGCCUCAACCCCAUCCUCUACGUUUUCAUGGCUCAUGACUUCAAAGAGAAGCUACGACACUCACUGUUCUUGGCCUUUGAGAAGGCCUUCACUGAGGAUGCCCCCAUAGUGGCUGUCCAGACUCAGUCCACCAUGAAGUCAGACUCCCAGGCCUUAUAGACUCCUCCUCCAGGCCUCUCCCAUUCCCACUAUCUCUGGAGUAGGAAGAGAAGUUGUCAACCAAUAGACCUUCUCCUGCAGCUUCAUCUCCAUGGAGAUAGUAACAGUGGCCUGGUAGGAAUUGUCCUAGGUCUCAUCCUUGCUUUUCCAGGAAGAAACUUUGGUGUUGAACCUUUUCAGUUGACCAAUGGGCUCCAUCUGAAUGCUGAUGGAAUUUCUUACUACUAUUGGAUGUUUCUUCCAGCCCCAGCCCUUUCAAGCUACUUCCAGCCUCUACAUAUGCCCCUUUGAUGUUAUUCCAAUGUUUUGUUCACUAGUUUGAUGAGACCCCCAUGUUCUGUAUUAGGUGAAGUGAUUUCCAUAUUUCCUGACAUAUGACCUGCAACUGUCCCUCAAAAUUAGCUACUCGUGGUGCAUUUGCUUGCAUAUUUCAUGGGCUUUACUGGCCAAUGGUUUCUCAUGUAAUGACCCAUCCUGGGAUCAGCCCCAUCAGAGGUGUAUUCUACCAGGCAAAGGAACUUUGUGGAGAAGCCUCUUUGGAAGCCUUGUUUCCUUUUUCCUUGAGAUGGGUUUGGGAUCCAUUAAGUCUUGUUAACUGUUGAUGGAAUGAAAGCAGUCAAUAACA
Molecule: messenger RNA, 3779 nt
Organism: Alligator mississippiensis (American alligator)
Lineage: Eukaryota; Metazoa; Chordata; Crocodylia; Alligatoridae
Product: chemerin-like receptor 1
Exons: 2
Coding region: 2126-3154 (342 amino acids)
Biological process (GO): phospholipase C-activating G protein-coupled receptor signaling pathway; inflammatory response; positive regulation of cytosolic calcium ion concentration
Cellular component (GO): plasma membrane
Molecular function (GO): N-formyl peptide receptor activity; complement receptor activity
Source: RefSeq, a predicted model, not a curated record